Eucalyptus grandis is the source of this 1850-nucleotide messenger RNA. Its product is annotated as cyclic nucleotide-gated cation channel beta-1. The coding region runs from base 516 to 1670 and encodes 384 amino acids. The record is from RefSeq and is a predicted model, not a curated record. The transcript is spliced from 3 exons. NCBI's taxonomy places the organism in Eukaryota, Viridiplantae, Streptophyta, Magnoliopsida, Myrtales, Myrtaceae.
UAGAAGAACAAAAUCAUACAGGCUUUGGCCUGAAGUGAAUAAUAUCAUUGACAAGUGAGGCUAGAGGUCGGCUCUUACAAUGGUGUCAGUGCCAAUAACCCAACUAGAAAUGUGAGGUUCAGGGACAAACUAUGCGAAAGCUGGUAGGCUUGUAACGAUUCAGUUUGAGGAGGGCGGGAGUGAUCGCUGGGACCAGAAAGGGGCUAAACAAGGUGCAGCUCCAACUCUAGGAUUAGGGAUGAACUGCGUCGAAGUUGUUGGGCCUGUAACGAUUUGAUUUGACAAGGGUGGAAGUGAUCGCCGGGGCUAAAGAGGGCUCAUGAACCGCGUGGAAGCUAUUGGGCCCGUAACGAUCCGGUUCAACGACGUCGCUCGCAUAUCACGUGACAUCACCGUGACUGCACAAAGCUUCUGAAGCUUUGAAAGACGCCGACUUUGGAACUCCUCUGAAGAACAUUUUCUACACCGCUCUCGCGCAGAGACGCUGGCGACGACGGCGGCGAGAGAGAGAGACGAUGGCGGAGACGAGCACGAGCAGGAGGAGCGGCGGCGGCGGCGGGCAGAUGAACGGAGAAGCGAAGGAGAGGAUAGCGGAGAGGCUGUCGUCCCUGGAGAACCUCUACUUCCCCCGCGCCGUCCAGCCACGGGCCUCCGGUUCCGCUCAGCGCAAGUCCAUCUUCCUCGACCUCCUCUCUCGCGACGUCGCCGUUUUCUUAGAACGUUAUGGAACUCAUUUGACGAGCGAUGAGCUUCGAGAAUUUGAUGCGCUCAAGGAUGACUAUGAAAUAAACUGGCAUCUGAAUCACCUGAGGACCAUCAUGAGUCCAACUUCGGAUGAGUUACGGUCGAGAUCAAUCACUGUUAAAAAUCGCAGGAGAGCUUACCUUAAUAAGCUAAUAUCUGAUGGGCAAUACUUUUCGGAGGAUGCUAUGAGGGGGAGAGAGCCAUAUUUGCACCAUGAGUAUGUGGGGAAGUUCCAGGAUCCUAGUGGGAGGAGUAUGGCCAGGCCAGGGGAGAGGUGGUCGGAGACAUUGAUGAGGAGGUCAGAAGAAGCUUUUUUGGUUGCAGAGAUACGGAGGGAGCAGCAAAGGUUAGGUGUUGCUGAGAGGGACUGGAUUGGUAUGGAAAGAAAUCAAGUGGAAGAGGUGGAAGAGGAAGAAGAGGAAGAAGAGGAGGAGGAGGAGGAGGAGGAGGAGGAGGAGGAGGGUUUGGAGCCAGCAAAAGGAGAUCACAGCAUGAAAGCCAAUGGAUCUGCUGCCCCUUCCAAUCGCGAGGAGGAGGAGGAUGAGGGGGGUUUGGAGCCAGCAAAAGGAGAUCACAGCAUGAAAGCCAAUGGAUCUGCUGCCCCUUCCAAUCGCGAGGAGGAGGAGGAUGAGGGGGGUUUGGAGCCAGCAAAAGGAGAUCACAGCAUGAAAGCCAAUGGAUCUGCUGCCCCUUCCAAUCACGCGGAGACUGCCGCUGCAGGGCAGAUGGAAGGCGAAACUUUAUCUGCUAUGGAAAUUCAGGACCAGAUGGAUCAGUUCACUUACAUUAUGCAGCAGAAGUUUUUGUCAGGAGAAGAUCACCAGCACUUGGAUUACUCCAAAAUAGAUGAGGAUGAGACCCUGGAUGAUCACUGGCUUAGGGAGGCCAAUGACGAUGCCGAGGAGAAGUAUUUUGACGAAGAUUGAGAAUGUCAUGUUCAGUGAUUCAUCAUUGCCAUCAUAAACUAUGCAUCUGCUCUAUCUGUUGGCUGAGUUUAGCGAGUAUCCAUCCGUGGGUUUAGUUUCGUUCUCUCCAUUUUGUGUAGAUGAUAAUAUUGGCAUUCUGAUGAUGAAUCUGGUCGAUGGCAUGCGACCUUUACGCUGGAA